AGGAAAAACCCCUGUAGGCUGUAGGCUGUAGGCUGUGGUGGUGGUGUCUCGAGGAGAGCUCUCGUCAAGUCUCCAGCUCCACCCUCUCCCCCACUCUCUUCUUCGUUAACAACCAACCAACCAGCAACAAAAAAAUGAAUAACCAAUCCUCAGUUGCAUAGGAAAUAGCAGGAAACACUCAGAUGUCUCUCCCAAAAACCAUACUAGCAUCAUUGACAGUAGCUAAAACUUGCUAUUACAUACCUCGUACCCGCGAUUUCUUUCUCAAUCUCCUCAGAAAAGCUGCCACCCUCUCUCACUUAACCCAACUCCAAGCCCAGCUAAUCCACCACAGCCUCCUCCUAAACGACAUUUCGAUCGCCACCAAACUCACCCACAAAUUCUUCGACUUCAAUGCCACUCUCCACGCUCGUGCACUCUUUUUCUCCGUCCCGAAACCGGACCUUUUCCUCUUUAACGUUCUCAUUAAAGGCUUCUCCACCAAUAACAAGCCUUUGUCGGCGAUUUCUCUGUUUACCCAUUUGAGAAAAAGCACUCGUUUAAAGCCCGAUGAUUAUAGUUAUGCUUUCGUUGUAUCGGCUGCGGCGAGUCUUGGGGAUGCUAGAAUUGGUGGGAUAUUACAUGGAAAGGCAAUAAUUGAUGGGUUUGGUUUGGAUUUGUUUGUUGGGUCUGCCCUUGUCGACUUUUAUUUUAAAAUUUGGCGGGAAAAUUUAGCUAUUAAGGUGUUUGAUAGAUUGCCUCAAAUAGAUACUGUUUUGUAUAAUACAAUGAUAUCUGGGUUUGUUAAGAAUUCUUGUUUCGAGGACUCAAUUAGAGUUUUUGGAGAUAUGGUUUUGGGUAAUGGGCCCAGGUUUGAUUUAACUACAGUUAUAGCUGUUUUACCUGCUGUGGCUGAGUUACAAGAGUUGAAAUUAGGCAUGCAAAUUCUGUGUUUGGCUAUAAAGUGUGGUUUCUAUUCUCAUGUUUCGUUGCUUACGGGCUUGAUUUCGUUGUUCUCGAAAUGCGGGGAAGUUGAGAUUGCGAGGUUGUUGUUUGGGGAGAUUCGUAAGAAAGACUUGAUUUCUUGUAAUGCAAUGAUUUCAGGGUUUACUUGCAAUGGCGAGACUGAGGAUUCGGUGAGGUUGUUCAAAGAACUGCUUAGUUCUGGAGAGAGAGUUAGUUCAAGUACUAUUGUGGGGUUGAUUCCUGUGUAUUCUCCUUUCGGUCAUUCAUAUCUUUGUAAUUGUAUCCAUGGUUUUUGUGUGAAACUUGGUAUCGUUUCCCAUUCUUCUGUUUCAACUGCAUUGACUACUGUUUAUUGUAGAUUGAAUGAAAUGAUAUUUGCAAGGCAACUUUUUGAUGAAUCAGCAGAGAAGACUUUAGCUUCUUGGAAUGCAAUGAUCUCGGGUUGUACCCAAAAUGGUUUAACAGAUGCAGCAAUCUCCCUUUUUCAGACGAUGCAAAAAAAUAAUGUCAAUCCAAAUCCAGUUACUGUUACCAGCAUUCUUUCGGCUUGUGCUCAAAUUGGAGCCUUAAGUCUUGGAGAAUGGGUACACAGUUUAAUUAAGAGCAAUCGUUUUGAGUCCAAUGUCUAUGUUUCAACGGCUCUGAUUGACAUGUAUGCAAAGUGUGGGAGCAUUACAGUAGCUAGGGAAUUAUUUGAUCUGAUGCCUGAGAAGAAUGAGGUGACUUGGAACGCCAUGAUUUCUGGUUAUGGUCUCCAUGGGCACGGGCAGGAAGCACUAAAGCUCUUUUACGAUAUGUUGUCUUCUUCUGUUAAACCCACUGGUCUCACUUUUCUCUCUGUAUUGUAUGCUUGCAGUCAUGCUGGGUUAGUGAAAGAAGGAGAUGGAAUUUUUCACACUAUGGUCCAUGACUUCGGCUUUGAACCAUUAGCCGAGCAUUAUGCAUGCAUGGUUGAUAUCCUUGGACGAGCUGGACAAUUGAAAAAGGCUUUGGAAUUUAUCAAGGCAAUGCCCGUUGAGCCUGGUCCUCCCGUGUGGGGUGCCCUGCUUGGAGCUUGUAUGAUCCACAAGGACACAAACCUAGCUCAUGUAGCUUCUGAAAAGUUAUUUGAAUUGGACCCAGAAAAUAUAGGAUACUAUGUCUUAAUGUCGAAUAUCUAUUCAGUAGAGAGGAAAUAUCCACAAGCUGCUUCAGUAAGACAAGUAGCUAAGAAGAAAAGGCUAGCAAAGACUCCAGGCUGUACAUUGAUUGAGAUUGGUCAGGUCCCACAUGUCUUCACAUCUGGUGACCAGUCCCAUCCACAAUCAAAGGCAAUCUAUGCAGAACUAGAUAAAUUGACUGGAAAGAUGACAGAGGCAGGAUUCCAGACAGAGACUACCACUGUUUUGCAUGAUCUGGAGGAGGAAGAGAAGGAACUGACAAUGAAGGUUCACAGUGAGAAGUUGGCCAUUGCCUUUGGCCUUAUCUCUACUGAACCUGGAGCUGAAAUUAGGAUUAUCAAGAAUCUCCGAGUUUGUUUAGACUGUCAUAAUUGGACUAAGUUCUUGUCAAAGAUCACAAAGAGAGUUAUUGUGGUAAGGGAUGCCAAUAGAUUCCAUCACUUCAAAGAUGGUCUCUGUUCAUGUGGAGACUAUUGGUGAAAAAAGAUGUCCUGCUUCAAUCUUUUCAAGUCAUUUCAGGAAAGCAGAUAUUUUCUGCAGAGAUUGGCAUAACAUAUACCAACUAUGUUUGGUCUGUGCAUUUGGGACCUCAUCAGAUAUUCAAGGAACAAGCAGAAAUGGACUGCGGUAUAAAUAGAUAACAGCAUGUUCCAGCAUAGGAUCCUUAAUCAAUAAAGGAUUAUAAUUUGAGUUCUUCUAGUGAAGAUCUUCCCAAGAAACACCAGGCUUGCUUUGACAUGCAUGUUCAUGCACUUGGAGGUUUCUUGAUUGACAAGGAACGAAGUUUUCAAACAUUUUAGGUGAAUUUUUAAUAUAAGCCAUCAUUGACACAUGCUCCAUGACUUAUGAGAUUUAUUUACUGGCCCAGGAUGACUUGUGAGACCUUCAAAGAUUGAGAUUCUUGGUGUUUUGAGAUAGGUGCAGUGGUUAGAACUUUUGCAAUCCAAGUGUAUAAAGCAGAAUUAUGCACUCCUUGGGGCUGUUAGUGUGAACGCGUGAUAAGGAAAAUGUUUUUCAUUUCAAUUACAAAACUGGGUUCAAUGCUCGUUGCUAUACAAGAUUUUCACUCUAAUUUUAUUCCUUGGGCAUCUCCAUUUUGUCGGUUACAUCGCAUAUCGUAUUCCCAUAGAAGCAAUAUGUACAUGUAUAUUCUAGAGAUGCACAAAUCAACUAGAAAACAAGCACACAUUUAACAGUUGAUUCCACAUUGCUUGGUGUCAGGUCCCUUGGUUUUCAUCACAAAUGGAUCGAUUCGGACCCAUAGCAAGGAGAAGAUGGAAGCCAAGAGCACUGACCAUAUAACAACAAUAGUGGGUGUCCUGUUUUGCCUCCCCAUUAGACCUUUGAGGAAUGGGUAGAGAUGGACAAUCACCCAGAAGGCAAAGAAGAGCUUCCCAAAUAGAGGUCCCCAUGACUGAUACCCAUUGUUUAUGGCAUCUGAGACUCCAGCAACAACUCCAACAAGGUUGAUGAUCAAGAUAGUGGUUGGAGGGAUAAGCAGGGUUGUCCAUUUAAAUGCGUAUAGUUCUCCAAAAUCGUCAUCAUCUGUUGCCUUGGAUGUGACAGUGAAGUUUGUGUCGAUACCAGCUAAAACUUUCAGAAGACCUUGGACAACAGCAAAGAGGUGAGCUGAUACACCACCUAUAACCCAGAAUUGCUCGUUUCUCCACCAUUCCUCAAUGCUUACUCCGCUCCAUCUUAACUCAAGAAUACCCGUUGAAAAGAUUGACAAAAACAAGCCAAUGAAGAAAAGACUCGCAAAGGUGCUUAUCUGGAUCACAAACAAAUUGAGAACAUGUAAUGAUAUUGUUAUAAAUGAACAAAAUCAUGUUCUCGUGUUAACAUAGCAUUUGAAAACAUCUUAUUGUUACUUCAGAGUUCAAUUCCAGUAUCGUUUUUUUGUAA
Populus trichocarpa (black cottonwood) is the source of this 4010-nucleotide messenger RNA. Its product is annotated as pentatricopeptide repeat-containing protein At4g30700. The coding region runs from base 183 to 2585 and encodes 800 amino acids. Gene Ontology annotation, biological process: RNA modification. Lineage: Eukaryota; Viridiplantae; Streptophyta; Magnoliopsida; Malpighiales; Salicaceae. The transcript is spliced from 2 exons. The record is from RefSeq and is a predicted model, not a curated record. Gene Ontology annotation, molecular function: zinc ion binding; protein binding; RNA binding.